AAUAGUAAUUGUGCCACGAGGGGGGACACACAUUUCACUUGGGGCUUUGUCUAUUGAUUUUUCGCCCCACGGAAGCUCUAUUACGCAAUUUUCAACUGGCGAUGUUUGGAUCACUUUUGUAAGAACAGCUGCCGACUGAGUGACACGGAUUUAGAGGAGAUUUUUCUAUAUACCUGGAACGUGGCAUUACUGUGCGAGAGGCAGUGAGAUUUUGUGCUUUUGAUAGAGACAUUUUCCUCCCCUUGUGAAAUUAUGGGCGAGCAAAGAGUGUUUUUCGUGUGUUUUGCCGUGCUCACGAUUCUCGUGAAGCACUCCACACCAGCGACAAUAUGGAAGGAGGGAAUCACGCCAAAGCCCGCGGAGGAUGUGAAUGAAGAUGUUCUGGAAUUGGCACAUCUCAAGAGUUUGACAUCUCACGGUGAGGCGAGAGACUUCCCGAGUCUGGAGCAGCAACUCAACGCCUUGGAGGACACCAAUGACCAUCGAGGACAGCCCGAGGAGGCUACAGGCAACGACAUCCCCAAUGAUGUGACACCACCCGACGAGGACAAGGGCCUGGAGUACGAGAGUGACAUAAAACCCUUGCUGAAGAACAGCCAUGGCCAAUACUCGGCCUUCGAUAUGGCGCAAUAUGUCUUCUGGACGGGAGACGAGGCCGGAGUGGCCAGAGCCAUUGAGGAGCUCAUCCACGAGAAUCUCAUCAGUCGCGAGAAAGCCAUCAAGUUGCUCAGUGAGAUCAAGAUGGAGAUCGAGUACCUGCAGAAGGCCUACGGGUCACGAGGACUCACGCACGCCCCCACUCCCACCACCACAUCCACGCCCAUCCCACCCACCGCCGGCAGUGAGUCCAAGUCUGAGUUUCUCAGCCGGCUGCGCGGCAUGGCCACGAGUGGACAGUACGGGAACAUCCUGGAGAGCAACGCCGUGGAUUACGACGAGGCCGCGGGCAGACUGCGUCUGGCGGACUUCCUCUACGCCGAGUAUUCACUGGAGGAGAUCAUCUACCAGUUGGCCAAGGUGAUGUUCUCGCAAUCCCUGACCAAGGGCUCCGAGCACGCCCACAUAGCUCUGCAGCGUCUCACGGAAUUCCUCGAGUCCGAGGGCAAUUACGGUCGCAUAUCGCCGAGUCUGCAGAAGAAGGUGCUCGACGUGCUCCUGGCCGCGCUCUCAGACACCCUGGCGGACGUGCAGAAUGGUCAGCAGCAUGCUGUCCACAAGGAGCAGCCACACAAGUAAAUGAACCAAAGUUCCUUCACAGAUAGAAGACCUUUUUUCGUCACCUCUGUCAGCAAUUGUUGACGCGGUAAAAUUGAUGUUCCACAUUUUGGUCUGAAUAUAGAGAAGAUCUACAACGAUUUUUCAUUCAAAUUCUAAUGCGCAAAAGGCCUAGCAUAACUAUAAAUCCAGCGAUGCUACUUUACAUUGGGUACACUGCAAUAACACCUAUUAUUAAGCUUAAUUAUUAAUAGUCAUCCAACUUUCUUUGAAAUCUACCACAAGAAAGAGAAGACAGAAAGAAUACGCUUUUAUUCGUAUUAUAAAGAACUUAAAGAAGUUGAAAUCGAUUUUAGACACUUGUUUAUUUAUGGAAAACGAGGCACAUUGACAAAACCGUAAACCAUAUAAGAUGUCUAGGAAAUAAUAAAGAUUAAACACACAAAUAAGCAGGUGUUUUAGGAGAGCACAUAUAAGAGCAAGUUUUAAAUGUAAAUUUGUGUUUGAAUAAUAUAAAAAAUGCCUAGGAAUUUCAUUAUUUUCAAAUUUGAACGAAAAUGUCUAACAAAAAAAAGACAAAACAUUACAAAAUAAUCUCAAUGAAAACGAUACAUCAGAAAAAUACAAGAAAAUCUCAAUUUUACCACUGAUCAUCGCCUUAUCUUCACAAACCGAUGCUUAAGCAAUAAAAUAUUCUCAUAUCACAUAAAUAAAUGUUUAAUCACCUUUUGCAUGACCAAGAAAAUAAUCGGUGCGACAAUUGCUGAAGAAUGUGACGAUAUAUCAUUUUAGAUAAAAUGCUAUUUUAGGCAAGAAAGGCACGCAUUCAAAAAGUUUUACCAUUUCUUUGGGUGUUCUUUCCAUCAUUUUCGCUGACAAGUGGAAAAUAUAAAUGUAAUCAAGAAACCCAAAAUAUAAGUUAUAAUCGUCAGAGUUUUUCUAUAUAUGUAUGUGUAUAUAUAUAGAAUGUGUAUGUAUUUUAGAGAGCAGAAAAGAUAAAUCAAAUUGAUCCAACUUAUCUCGUCCAUUUCAAUAUUUACAAAACACAGUGAAGGAUUAGUGAACGUUUCUGUCUUGCAUCGAGAAGAAAUGAACUUUAUUGCAUCAUUUUCCAAAGCUUGAUUGAGAGAAGAAUUAUAUAUACACUAUAUAUGUAUGUAGUGCUAGAGAAUUCUCCGUCAGGUGAAAAAAAAGGUCAUGACGAACUAUUGUUGAGCAUGAUCGAUUUGGAUUGUGAAUGGAUGUCAAAGUGGAGUAGAGACAAGAAGACACACAAAAAGUAGUGUAAGAGUGGAGAAACAAGUAAAUUAUAUCACAUGGUAUUGCAAUAUUAGAAGUGAAAACAAUAUAGUGUUAACAGAACAUGAAUGUAAAACAAUGCAAUGACAAUUAAAUGACGAUAAUAAAGAGAUAGAACAUACAAA
Phlebotomus argentipes is the source of this 2639-nucleotide messenger RNA. RefSeq lists its product as uncharacterized. NCBI's taxonomy places the organism in Eukaryota, Metazoa, Arthropoda, Insecta, Diptera, Psychodidae. The coding region runs from base 253 to 1236 and encodes 327 amino acids. The transcript has a single exon. The record is from RefSeq and is a predicted model, not a curated record.